AUGAGGAUUCAAUAUGGUCUGACUCCAACGGAAGGUGAUGGAGAUGUUACUCAAGACAUACCAUCUCUUUCCCAAUCAAUCAGAAAGAACUUCCUUCAGCCCUUUGGUGAACUUCUUGCUAAACUUCGUGAUUCUGCCACUGCUGGUCUUGUACCACCAGUUACUUGCUUAGUUGCUGAUUUUUUAAUGUCAUUUACCAUACAAGCUGCGGAAGAACAUGCACUCCCAAUUAUUCUCUUUUGUCCAGCUAGUGCAUGUUCCUUCUUGGUAGCUUUGCACUUUCGUACGCUGAUUGAGAAAGGUCUAAUUCCACUUAAAGAUGAGAGUUAUUUGACAAACGGAUAUUUAGACAUCAAACUAGACUGUAUUCCAGGAUUGCAGAACUUUCGAUUGAAAGAUCUAACUGACUUUAUAAGGAGUACAAAUCCAAAUGAUGUCAUGGUAGAAUUUGCCAUUGAAGCGGCAGAUAGAUUUCACAAAGCAUCUGCUAUUGUUUUUAAUACUUAUGAUGAACUUGAGAGUGAUGUAAUGAAUGCUCUCUAUUCUAUGUUCCCUUCUUUAUAUACUAUUGGACCUUUACCUUCAUUAUUAAAUCAAACUCCACAUAAUCACUUGGAAUCUUUAGGUUCCAAUCUUUGGAAAGAAGAUACCAAAUGUCUUGAAUGGCUUGAAUCCAAGGAGCCGGGAUCGGUUGUUUAUGUGAAUUUUGGCAGCGUUACAGUUAUGACUCCAGAGCAACUGUUAGAGAUUGCUUGGGGUUUGGCCAAUUGCAGGAAACCAUUUUUGUGGAUCAUUAGGCCAGACCUUGUCAUUGGCGGCUUGUUUAUUUUGUCAUCUGAGUUUGAGAAUGAAAUUUCAAAUAGAGGCCUAACCGCAAGCUAG
Messenger RNA from Medicago truncatula (barrel medic), 882 nucleotides. Its product is annotated as 7-deoxyloganetin glucosyltransferase. Lineage: Eukaryota; Viridiplantae; Streptophyta; Magnoliopsida; Fabales; Fabaceae. The record is from RefSeq and is a predicted model, not a curated record. Bases 1 to 882 code for a protein of 293 amino acids. Gene Ontology annotation, molecular function: quercetin 7-O-glucosyltransferase activity; quercetin 3-O-glucosyltransferase activity. The transcript has 3 exons.